Calidris pugnax (ruff) is the source of this 3168-nucleotide messenger RNA. RefSeq names its product family with sequence similarity 101 member B (gene RFLNB). The transcript is spliced from 3 exons. Gene Ontology annotation, cellular component: actin filament bundle. Gene Ontology annotation, molecular function: filamin binding. The record is from RefSeq and is a predicted model, not a curated record. The annotation marks the transcript as partial. Lineage: Eukaryota; Metazoa; Chordata; Aves; Charadriiformes; Scolopacidae. Gene Ontology annotation, biological process: negative regulation of bone mineralization involved in bone maturation; actin filament bundle organization; negative regulation of chondrocyte development.
GGUCGGCUCAGCCUGCGGGAGGUGCCGGACCUCCCGGACAUGAGGAAGCGGGGCGACGCGGGGCUCGACAGCCCCGACUCCGGGCUGCCCCCCAGCCCCGGGCCCGCCCCCCCGCCUUGGCUCCUCUCCUCCGGUAGCCCCGACCGCGCCGCCGUCACCACCGCCACCACCAACGGGCUGCCGGAGCCCGACCUCUCCGCUCCCGCCGCCGCGAAUUCUGUGUUCUCUCCCAGCCCUGUUCUCUCCAGCUGCACUCCAAGACUGUGUCCUUUAUCCUUUGGCGAAGGAGUUGAGUUUGACCCUUUACCACCAAAGGAAAUAAGGUACACAUCCUCGGUGAAAUACGACUCGGAGAAGCACUUCAUCGAUGACAUCUAUAUGCCAGUGGGCUUAAGCGUUUCCUCUUGCAGCCAGACGGUCAUCUGCGUCCCAAACUGCACGUGGCGUAACUACAAAUCGGAGGUCCACUUAGAGCCCCGCAACAAGCCCCAGCGUUUCACCAGCACCACCAUCGUCUACCCGAAGCACGCCAAGACUGUGUACACCACCACGCUGGAUUACAACUGUCGGAAAACCGUGCGGCGGUUCCUCUCCAGCAUAGAGCUGGAAACGUCGGAGUACCUUGGGAACGACUGUGUCCUGGAUGGUUGCUGACUGAUGGCUGUCUCUCCUCCUCUGAUCCAUCCCAGUCCCGUCUAACGUACUGUGCUAACUCUCCACUAGCUAAAGUGGGUACAGACCCCGACUUUCCGGUCAGGUUAAGGGAACCUUACCUGUCGCCAUCUCUUUUUCAGCUCUUAAUUCCUGCUUUAAUCAUCAAAAUGGCCUGAACGCAGUUUUUCAGUGGGAACAUAACUUAGUAAGGAACCUGUUUCUUUGCCUGUAAAGUCGUGAGUUCCCUCCCCUUCCCUGCAGUGCAGUAAUCAGAUGAAAAUAAGGGGAAGUAUUUUCCCAGACAAAAAAAAUUGACAGGUAAGAAAGAACGUGGAACAGUGCCUGGCAGGUGGAAAUCCAUUUGAUGCUUUGUGGUGAUGUGCAAAAAUAAGGGCAGUUUGCUCUCUUGCAGAGAAUCUGCCAGGUCUUUUGGUUACAGAUAGCCAGAGCUGUCAUUCGUUUCAGUUUAGACCGCAAGACUGUUUUCUCUAGAAGACCCAUCUCCUGGAAAUUGCUGGAAAAAGCUAACAGAGGAAAAAAUUGGAAUUCUGCGUUUAGCAGAACACACAAAUGUUAUCCUAUGGCAUUCAUGUCUGGUUUGAAACUGUGAGUUGGAAAGAGGAGGAAUUCUGAGUAGAGCAGGAGGCUUAACUGCUUUUGCAGCUCCAGGCAGCAGGGAAAGGAUCAGGUAAUUUAAGUUCUUUAGAUGAAUGGCGUGAUGUAUUUUCUGUACUUAUAAUGACUUCUACAGCACUGUAGUCUGUGUAACACGCUAGCAUGUAGUAGGACUUGUAAUGAAGAGUAUCAGGCCCAAAGUUAUCCAUGUAUUGCUGGAGAGUCGGGUCUUGACAGUGUGGUGGUGGAAAAACACCAGUGCCCAGUUUUUACCGACGUACUGUCUGCACUAAGGGAGUUGUAACUAGGGAAGUUUCAGAAAAUGCACCAUGUAUAAAGGGACCUAGAAUGGAGGAGGGGAUGCUGGGAUCAGGUGUGAGAUGCUGUCAUGGUGGGGAUUGUGAAGAGAUAGAUGGUAGCAAAGGAUGGGCAAAUUUCUAUUGCAUAGUGAAAUCCACAGCUGUAGCUCUGCUUCCCUGUUGAGCUUCUCAUUGCAAAAGGUCCGUGUCCUCUCUGGAUUUUGGUGUUCAGGAUUGUCACUAGGGUGGGAUAGCAUUUGGCUGUCUGUAGGCUGCUGAAUAACCCCUCCAGUUCCAAGUGCAUGAUGAGUUUGUGGACCAAAGGGAGUAUCUUCAGAUACUAUGAAAGUCCAUCUGGAUGGUACGUGCAUUAGGUUAUCAGGCACUUUGAUGAAAAUGAGAUGGAGAGGUUUUUUUUCUAUAUUGGCAGCAGUGUAGUGUGGAGAGCAUCCGCUUUUGGGAGCAUGGCUUAAUGUUGGUGGCUAGUGUGGUGUCGCAGCUCAGAAACACUUGGUAGACCUGACUUAGUUGGACAUACCUUUUCCAUGUAUUCCAAAACUCCUCUGAGAUGUGGGUCACCUUCUGGUCCAACAUCAGCCCUGAACCUGCUUUUAAAGAGGGCUUCACCAGUGCAUAGCCCCAAGGGUGAAUUUUGUCAGUGGUGAGUUAGAAACCAGGAGCCUGUUCUUGAGCUGUACUUCACGUGUGUUUGUGCAAGUGUGAUGAACGGUGUGGGAGUGUACUCUAGUGUGAACUGAAAUGAUUUGGGAGACUGAAAAUGCAGCAGGAAAGAAGGCUUGAGUUUGUGAGGUUUGAGCUUUGGGGUUUUUUUAAUAUAUUUAUUAGUUCAAAACAGAACAUCCUCAAUCUUUGGUAGUUGCCUCAGAAAGCCAGAUCCUAAAACAGUCCCAGGGUGACAGAGGAUGCCAAAGUCAGGCAGGCAUUGCUCCAGAGUUGUUAAGAGCAGCACAGUCUUUUCAUUAAACAUGUUGGUUUCAGACUACAGUAUUUAGGAGAUGUGUCUUAAAUACAUGUUGCGAUUCUACCCAAAACAUUGCCUCAAGAUACAUUUGUUGUGUGACAGAAGGCACAACUCGGCCCCUAAGUGUGUGAGGUUUCAAGUGGACAAAACUCUUCCUUGGGAAAGCUGUUGUGUCAUUGCUUGCUUCGCAGUUUUGCGUACCUUGCUCCUGAAGCAUCUGGUGCUGGCCACUGUUGGACACAGGACGCUGGAAGAACACGGACCCUGGAUUGCUCCGACAAUGCUCUUCCAAUGAAUUCAUUUGCAGGACAUCUAAAAGAAAAUUAUUUUAAGUUGUAAUCAUUAAUUGUCCCUAGUUAGAAAUGAAAUGACCCUUACACUAUGGUUUUAGAAUAAAGCACUUGGUUUUUAUAAAGCAAACAAACUUAAUUAUGUACCUCUUAAAAAUAUUUUAAUUGGUAGAGAUACCUUUUAAAUUAUUUAUGUUCCAACAUUUGCAAAGCUCUGAUUAGCUCUGUGCAAGUGUUCUGAUGUUCUGUCUGUGACGUUUCCUACUCCCCCUUAUAAUUUUCAAUUUGUAUUUUACUUUAUUGGUAAUAAAUGAUCUGAAAACCAUCA